Messenger RNA from Neoarius graeffei (lesser salmon catfish), 6466 nucleotides. It is a transcript of the gene prdm16, whose product is annotated as PR domain containing 16. NCBI's taxonomy places the organism in Eukaryota, Metazoa, Chordata, Actinopteri, Siluriformes, Ariidae. The record is from RefSeq and is a predicted model, not a curated record. Gene Ontology annotation, molecular function: RNA polymerase II cis-regulatory region sequence-specific DNA binding; histone H3K9 methyltransferase activity; protein binding. Gene Ontology annotation, cellular component: nucleus. Gene Ontology annotation, biological process: regulation of transcription by RNA polymerase II. The coding region runs from base 461 to 4315 and encodes 1284 amino acids. The transcript is spliced from 18 exons.
ACAGUCCCUCUCUUUGGUUUUCAGCACUCGGUGCGAAAAGUUAGCGAAAACUUGUCGAAAGGAAUAGUUAACUUUUUUUCUUUUUUUUUUUAUUGAGUCUUGUGAAAUAAUAUUCCUGGCUUCUGAAAUAGUGGGCGCUCGCGCACUGCGCAUGGCCACGGCGACCCCAGGACUCAAGAACAAACUCUCUCCCGGACAAGUGGAUUCGAUCCCACAGACAGCAGUGAAUUCGUAACAAAAAUGGCUAGAUGCUGUCCGUGGAUUCAGCUCGAAAGCAUUAGAAGAUGUCGCAAUUAAGACUUGUUCCGACCUGCACAUCCGGUUCCUUCCUUCACCUGGAAAUGGCGAUCAAUAAUGAAGUAAGAUGCAACAGUUUUUCAUGUUACCAAGAAACCAGAAAGCGCAAAAUCCUCUGUCGUGAAGACUCUCCCAUGGUGAUGAUAGUGAGGCAGUAGACAGCAUGUAUGACACAGAGCUGAACCCUGCAGCGGGUGAGAGUGCAGAGGAGGAGACGGAGGACAGCGUCAUGUCUCCGAUCGCCAUGAACCCUGCCUCGCCCCAGCCCAACAACGAGGACUUCACCCCAAAAGAAGGCUCACCCUACGAGGUGCCUGUCUACAUUCCUGACGACAUUCCCAUCCCCGCCAACCUGGAGCUGCGCGAGUCCUCCGUGCCAGGUGCUGGCCUCGGCAUCUGGGCCAAAACCAGAAUUGGGAUGGGCGAACGCUUUGGACCGUUCCACGGGCUGCACAGCGCCACCGUCAAAGAGACCACUUAUGGAUGGGAGCAAAUGCUGAAUGAUCACGAAGUAUCGUCUCAGGAUAGCUGCAUCAGAAAGGUAGUGGACGACAUGGGCAAUGUGAAGUUCUGCCUGGACGAAGCGCUGGAGGCUAGCGGGAGCUGGCUAAAAUAUGUACGGGCAGCACCAUCUUACGAAGAGCACAACCUGGCUGUUUGUCAGAUUAGUGAAGAUCAGAUUUAUUAUAAAGCCAUUAGGGAUAUUGAAGUUGGGGAGGAGCUGCUGGUUUCUAUGAAAGACGGAGUUUUUCCCGAGGGCUCGAUGGCGCCUAAUCUGGAAGAUGAGCAAAUGUACCGCUGUGAAGACUGUGAUGAGCUCUUCUCAUCAAAGCUGGAGCUGCGACGGCACCAGAAAUACUCUUGCAACACCGGCAGCUCUAUAUUUGAUUCAUUGAAUGAAGACCUCAAACAGGAGCGGGAGGACAACGACGAACCAGUGCAUGAGUGCAAAGACUGUGAAAAGAUCUUUCCCAGCGAGUAUAGUCUUGGCCAGCAUAUGGUUGUACACACAGAGGAGAGGGAGUACAAGUGUGACCAGUGCCCCAAAGCUUUCAACUGGAAGUCCAACCUCAUUCGUCAUCAGAUGUCACACGACAGUGGAAAGCGCUUUGAGUGUGAAAACUGUGAUAAGGUAUUCACAGACCCCAGCAAUCUGCAGCGCCACAUUCGCUCACAGCACGUCGGUGCCCGUGCCCACACCUGCCCUGAGUGUGGCAAGACCUUCGCCACAUCCUCAGGUCUCAAACAGCACAAGCACAUACACAGCAGUGUGAAGCCAUUCAUGUGCAUGUGUGUUCUACCAGGUGAGGUGUGUCACAAGUCCUAUACCCAGUUUUCCAACCUGUGCCGUCACAAGCGAAUGCAUGCAGACUGCCGCACCCAGAUCAAGUGCAAGGACUGUGGGCAAAUGUUCAGCACUACCUCCUCCCUCAAUAAGCAUCGGCGCUUCUGCGAGGGAAAGAACCAUUAUAGUCCUGGAGGCAUAUUCACGCCAGGCAUCCCUAUGACCUCCAGUCCCAUCAUGGGCAAGUCCAAGCCACAUCCUGGCCUGAAUCAUGGUGGACUUGGCUUCGGUGACUACUUUCCCUCUCGGCCGCAUCAUCCAGGCCUGCCCUUCUCUACUGCCCCUCCUGCAUUCCCAUCGCUUUCACAUGGCUUCACAGGCAUCUUUCCCCCAUCACUGUAUCCUAGGCCCACAUUGUUACCCCCUAGCCCACUAUUAAAGAGUCCACUGAGUAACAGUCAAGAUGGGAAGCUUCCUCAUAGUCCCCUUGAUGCCCCUGCUCUCCCAAUGGUUACAUCAAUUAGCAACACCAAUGGCACUGCAGGUAGUGGCCUUAGCCAGUCAGAGGUGAAUCGUGAGUCUAAGCAGGAUCUGUCCAUGUCAGACAGCAAGAAUAAGGUGAAAAUGAGUGACAUGUCUGAUGGCAGCGACUUAGAGGAUGUUAACACCACCAGCGGCACUGAUCUAGACACCACCACUGGCACAGUUUCUGGCUCUGAUCUAGACAGUGAGGCGGAGAGUGAGCGAGAGAAGAGUCGAAGGAAACACAGACAGGAAGGCAAACAAGAGGAGGUGAACAGCAGUGUAGUGUCGGUGUCCAGCUCAGGUAACCUUCCUUCUGAUCGUCCUUUCCUCUCUUCCCAGCAUUCCUUCUUUCCUCCACCUGAUGAGCAGGCACUGCCACCUACUGGUGCUACAACCGACUCUAUCAAAGCCAUUGCUUCCAUUGCUGAAAAGUACUUUGGGCCAGGCUUUAUGGGCUUGCAGGAGAAGAAAAUGGGCUCCUUGUCUUACCCUUCCAUGUUCCCUUUUCAGUUCUUACCCAACUUCCCACAUUCCUUGUACCCUUUCACAGACAGAGCACUCAACCCAAACAUGUUCCUAAAACCAGAACCCAAAUCACUUCGUGAGCACAUACAGAAAAUAGCUACCACCACUGCUGCAGAGUCACCCUUUGACCUCACAACCAAGCCCAAGGAAGUGAAACCUUUCCUUCCACCCUCCUCCAUCAAGCCCUCUAGUGCACUUCUUCCCAGUGGCGAGGAUCAGCCUUUGGAUCUGAGCAUUGGAGCCCGGAGCAGAGCCAGUCAGAAUGGUGGAACACCUGAGCAGCGUAAGAAUCAUGUCCAUAGCACCAACUGCAAGACGCCAGCUAAAGACGAGCAUCCAGUGCUGAACCAGUCUCAGAACCUCCACCAGCCCCAGAUGCCUCAGCAGCAAGUGUCCCUUCCGCAGCCGCCUCCUCAGCAGCAGCCCUCACUCCACUACGCCAAGCCUUCACCCUUCUUCAUGGAUCCUAUCUACAGCAGGGUGGAGAAAAGGAAGCUGAUAGAUCCUGUAGGAGCACUGAAGGAGAAGUACCUGAGACCAUCUCCACUGCUCUUCCACCCUCAGGUGUCCGCGAUAGAGAACAUGACAGAAAAGCUGGAAAACUUUGGCACUUUGAAACUGGACGCUCCCAAUUCGCUACAGCACUCCUCACAUCACCUCUUUAACUUCCGUUCCCCUCCUCCUUCUCUGUCUGAAGCCAUCCUCCGCAAAGGCAAAGAACGCUAUGCCUGCAGGUACUGUGGGAAAAUCUUUCCCAGGUCGGCUAAUCUUACCAGGCACUUACGAACACACACAGGAGAGCAACCCUACAGAUGUAAAUACUGUGACCGUUCCUUCAGCAUCUCGUCCAACCUCCAGCGACACGUUCGCAACAUCCACAAUAAAGAGAAGCCUUUCAAGUGCCACCUGUGUAACCGCUGCUUUGGUCAGCAGACCAACCUGGACCGCCACUUAAAGAAACACGAGCAUGAGAAUAUACCAGUGAGCCAGCACUCUGGGAUUCUCUCAAAUUUGGGAACAAAUAUCUCCUCUCCAAACUCCGAACCUGACAAUCAUGCACUUUUAGAUGAAAAAGAGGACUCCUAUUUCUCAGAGAUUAGAAACUUCAUCUCCAACAGUGAGCUGAACCAGGCCUGCAGCUCCUCAGAGAAAAGGUCAGAAAUGACGGAGGACGAGCGUCCUGAGAGCCACGCUGUCACAGACUCCAAGCUCGAGGAGGAGGAAGAGGAGGCGGAGGGAGAUGAUGAAGAUGAGGAAGGCUCACUAACAGAAAAGUCCCAGGACGAGAUGACUUCUCCCGCCACCAUGGUGCAAGGCACUUACGAUGAUGACGAAGAAGCUGCUCCGCUCUCCAUGACCUAUGAACACCCACGCAGGUGUAUUGAGGAGGAUGCAGGCCUGUUAGAUCUGGAGCCUCUGCCUGGCUUUCCAAAGGGCCUGGAGCUCCAUAAGCCUGCUGACGAGCCGUUUGACGUUAAAGACAUUUUUAACACCUCCUUAGAGUCUGAGGCGCUGAAAGAAACACUCUUGAGGCAGGCUAAAACCCAGGCUUAUGCAAUGAUGCUCUCUCUGUCGGAGAACAACCCCCUGCAUCCAUCCUCCCAGAACUCACUAGACGCCUGGCUGAACAUGGGAGGAGGCCCUUCAGAAACCAGCUCCUUUCACCCACUCAACCAUAUCUAAGCCAAAAGAGCAAGGAGACGGGGAGUGGUCAGAGGGAGAGGAGGAGGAGAGAGAGAGAGGGCAGUAGGAAUUGGUAAAGACCACCACGAAGAAGACACAUGUGUUACAAAUAGCACAUGAAGACCCAGUGAUGCUUACAGUAGACGAAUCACCACUUCGACUGGGAAAAAGUGGGGGGAGUUUCGCUGCAAGACUGUUAGCUGAAACAGAGACAUGAACCAGUAGAGCUGUAGAUAUCUCCUUUCCACAACUGAGAAACAAAAGACUAAAGCACACCACUUCACUCUGUACAACUUCAGAUUUGUUUUUAAAUGCAAUCUGCAGUUUUCUCCUCUUAAACUUGGUCUUGGAAGAAACCCAUGUACCCCAGUGACAUCACAAAUCGCAUUCUUCAUUAUUUCUCAUUAGGACAGCCAUGCUUAUUAGAGUGAUGAUAGACGAAAGAAAAAGGAAACGGGAGAUAUUUUGUCACGGGUGCUGAUCUGAUCUGGUCAAGUCGCCAAACUAUAUUCCAUGCAGUGGCAUGAUCGUACCACAAGAGGGCGAAUUGCUGUACCAAGACAGGGUCUGAACAGUUAGCUGAAUAGCUAGAUGGCUCCAUAAACUGCACUGUAGAACCAAUUUACAAAAUGGAUCGGAAUUAAGACAAUAUAUAUAUAUUUUUUUAAAUCAGAUGAGCCAUAGAAAUAAAUGGAAUCACAUCUACUGCUAAUCACAUCCCUCCUCUUUGAUUAUGUUGAUCAUCAUCAGAGUGGUAGAACAGUAGCAUGGCUGCUCAACUCAACAUACCAUCUUAACCUUAUUUCAACUAUACAUGUGUUUUGUUUUUUGAAGCAUUAAAUUAUUCUCCUCCCAACGUUCUCAUGCAUUCAAAACACUCUUUUUUUUUUGUAUGUGAUUUGUUCUUUGAUCAACAGUAUUGUUUUCUUUCGAGCACUUCCGUGCUUAAAUUGUUAAUAUAAUUAUUUAGUGAAGGACCAAAUUUGUAUGAUAAUGUUCUAAGAUGUACAAAAUAAUUUCAAAAUUCAUAGCAAAGAGUGUUGUGUGCCAAAUAACCCUUUUUUUUUUCUUGGACAAUCAUUUAUUUUUAUUUCCCAGUGGGUUUUUUUUCUGUUUUUAGUACUUUUUUCUCUCUUAUUGCCUGCUCACUCUAUGUAUUUGAUUUGAGGUGCAUUUGAUUUCUAUUUAUUUUAGUUGUUUCAUCAUUAUAGGGAAAAAAAUGAUUCUAGAAAAAAAGAAAAGAAAAACCGACCCAGUUUCACCCAGUUGUUGAAGGAAUUAAAUCUAUGACUGAGAAUUUUAAUCUCAUGAUGCUCUGAAGGAUAUUGUAUAGAGACCGGUAUGCCAAAAUGUAAAUGACAAAAUCAACUAUUUUAUUUAUAACUUUGGCGUCGGCACCAGUCUGUUUGUGUUCAUUGUGAGGUUUGUUUUUAUUUUUCACUUGCUCGACCAUUUUAAACUGUACAUACAGUGUGUGAUGUUGAACAAAUUGUUGAUUUUUUUUUUAAAUGAAUCAUUUGAUUAAAGCAUCAGGUCACUUGAAUGGUGGGGCAUUAUAUUUGUACUGCUAUCAUCAGUUUUGCUUUCGAUUUUAGUCUGCCCGUCAGCGAAAGAAUGGCCGUGUCAGUCUCUCUAACAGCUUCCAGUCCUGUGUGUUGAGUAGGAAACAGCAUGCCACUGUAUCCAAAACAAAUCCAAAUUGUGCGUUGGCAUCCCACAAACCAUCAGCACAAAGCUAGAAGCGUGGACCUUGGAUGCAACUGUGUUGUGUUCUUUUUUUUUCUCCAUUCAAUCUUAUUUCUUACAAACAUAAGCCGCUGCUGUUAAUCGAAGGGGCUGGAAUGGGAUUAAAUCAACAGGAUCAAAUGGUGAGCUGGGAAAUUUCUAUUUCUAACGCUGAUAUGUGAGUGUAAUUUGGGGUUGAGUAGGAAGCACAGCCCCUAAAACGCGCAUGUUACCCAAGUGCCAGGACUCAGGAGUCCUUGUGCAACUCUACUGAACUGUGAAUCCAGCGCAUGAAUCGUACAAAUAAACACAACAACUAAACACAAGCUCAUGAUGAAUGUGUAGAAUAGAUUCAAUGUGUUGCUAAUGUAUCAAACCUCUAACGUUACUUUUCUUCUUUGAAUGGCAAUUAAAGAAAAAAAGUCA